This is a messenger RNA of Neodiprion virginianus, 4626 nucleotides long. RefSeq names its product RING finger protein 121. The record is from RefSeq and is a predicted model, not a curated record. The transcript has 7 exons. Gene Ontology annotation, cellular component: Golgi membrane; endoplasmic reticulum membrane. The coding region runs from base 133 to 1080 and encodes 315 amino acids. Gene Ontology annotation, molecular function: ubiquitin protein ligase activity; metal ion binding. Lineage: Eukaryota; Metazoa; Arthropoda; Insecta; Hymenoptera; Diprionidae.
GUUCCGUGCAACCGUAUAUGUCACGUAUGUUGCCUUGCUUCUGCUGCGUCGGCUGUGUAAUUAAAUUCGUAUUAUGACAUCUUGCUACGAGCUAUUAACUUUCUAGUUAAUAAUACAAGUGAAUAAUCAAUAAUGGAUAACAUACACGUGAUGCCGAACAAGAGCGAAGCUGAACUCACUCCGGAAGAGAAAUGGAGGGUGGAACACAUAAAGAUGCACGAAAAGCAUCGAGGGCACGAAUCUAUGCACACGGAGAUGCUUCUCAUCCUGUUAGUGACCCUGAUAGUCGUACAGGUGUUCCUUGUUGAAUGGAAAAAACGGCAUUAUAAAUCUUAUCAGAUGAUCACGUUGCUUGCCAUGUGGGUGAUACCGCUUGUAUUAUGCAUAAGAAAUCAGUGGUGGAGAUUUAUAUUUUUAUGGCACGUAUUCUCGUGCAUAACUUGGCUCAUAGUUAGAAAAGCGUUGCAACGACCAAUUCAGGGCACUACACCUAGAUUAGUUUACAAAUGGUUCUAUUUCAUUUACAAAUUAAGUUAUACCUUGGGUAUUAUUGGAUACGUUAUAAUGCUGGCCACAUUCUUUGGCUUGAAUUUGAUAUUUGACGUCAGUCCCCACGUGUGGAUGGACUAUGGCCUACUCUUUGUUUUCUAUGGUCUUUACUUCGGUGUACUGGGCAGAGACAUCUCAGAAAUUUGUGCCGACAAAAUGGCCUCACAUAUCGGGUAUUACGCUCCAGGCAGUAUGCCAACAAGAACAUUGGAGCCAGGAGUAUGCGCAGUGUGUGGCAACAGAUUGUUGGUUUCUGAAAAUGAGGAAGGAGUUAUUGAGAAUACAUACAAAUUGAGUUGUGAUCACGUAUUUCACGAGUUCUGUAUCAGAGGCUGGUGUAUCGUAGGUAAAAAGCAAACCUGUCCGUACUGUAAGGAGAAAGUAGACCUUAAGAAGAUGUUUUGCAGUCCAUGGGAGCGGCCGCACGUUUUGUAUGGACAAUUAUUAGAUUGGAUCAGGUGGUUAGUGGCAUGGCAACCUUUAAUCCUGUUCCUAGUUCAAGGAAUAAACUGGGCGUUAGGCCUCGAGUAAGUAAAAAAUUGUCUCUGCGGCGUGUAUCCUACACGAAUUCCAGCCAAAGAUAAUAAAUUUCUAAGUGUAUAAUUCCAUUUUACACAUUAUAAAUGACGUGAGUUUAUUUAUACACUUACCUAAAAAAAUAACACUGUAUUUCAUACGUUUGUAUAUAUAUAUAAUAUACAUAUUUUAAUGUUAGUCGUAUAUAUUUUACAUUCGCAACUGCGUCGCGAUAUUUUAUAACCAAAUUAGUAUUUUCACUUUAGCCUUCACAAAACAAUCAUGUAUUUUCAAUAUCGUUAUCGUAAUACGAAAUCGGUUACAUUUUCCACUAUAUUCAUCAACAUUUCUGAUAACUUCUCGCUCGGUCCCACAAUUACUAAUGUGAUUGGGUCAAAAGUGGCAUAAUAUUUUCACCAAAUAGCGUUAUUAUUUCUAUGGUUGUGAAGAGUGUAAUUGUUGACACGUUGUUCUGUACAUGACUUGAAUGUUGCAAUUAAUUAAAUUAUCAAGUGAUUGAGAGUGAAUUUAUUCGUUAGUUGUUGCCCGUUUGAUUCAUUCGCUGUGUAGCCCAACAGUGCUACAGGGUUAUCAUUCUAAGGUCUGAUCACCUGUUCAUCAUUCAUCCAAAUGAGUAGAGUAAUUAUAUUUCCCGAUAAGUAGCAAGGUUUAGGAUCGUCUGUAAUUUAUUUUUCAAUAAUAACAAAUGAAAACAAAUCAGUAAUUGAUAUAAAAAAUUACAACUGUAUGGCCGCGUAAAGUAAUUUUAUAUUUUUUAAUUAUUUUAUAUAAUCAAACGUUAAUAAUGACCUUGAAUUGCGGCCCGUUAAGAAAUGUUAACUAACGUCUGAAACUCUUUUCACACUGUAAAAUUCAAAUAACCAGUUGAAUGUAGCUAGUCCAGAUGAAAUCAUAACUGUACUUUUGUACUUCACGUCAAAUAAAAUCUUAGUUACUAAAUAAAUGAACUACGGAGAAACUCGUUAUUGAAGAAAGUUCCAACCCUACGGUCUUUUUUCAAAAAGACAAACCUUUUCCCAGAGAUGGAAAUGUGGAAUCGUUUAAAAGUGAGUUUCACGUCGGUUGAUCAAUCGUUUUUGGUACUGAACAGUAGAAAUCAUAUGUAACAUUUUGCAUACCUUUCAUACGUCGUUCGUUAUUGUCUACUGCUCUCGGGUACUUUGAUAUUUCUCUCCUCAGCUACUUUGAACAUGGUAAUACUGAGUUUGUACUACAUGUGUCACAGUGUAUGUAUCAGUGACUAACUAAUUGGCCUGCUGUGCUAGACGGAUUAGACACACACCUGAAACUAUAUAGGCACAUAACUUGAUAAUAUAAACAGAAACACUGUCUUGUAUAAUCUAUAGAACGAAAUAUUGUAAAUAGAAUUCCACCUACGUCCUGAUAAGCGUUUCGUUAUUUGUAAUAUAUAAUGAUAAUAUGUAUUGUCUAUGAGAAAAUAAUCACACGUUUUCUAAUCAUUGUAAAAAUAAACUUCAAUUCAGUACUCAUUCUCAUCAGCGUAAUUUUUUCAUCAUGUUGCCACAUUAGUUUUCAAUUCCCAGUUCAAGUUUUCUCCAUUUUAAUGAAAAUCUUUAAUUCAGCUUUCCUAAGUUACAAUUGGAUGUGUGUUAAAAUAACAAAAUUUGUUUUAACUUUGAUUACGUUAUCACUAAUGGAUUCAGAGUAGCGAGUUUUUCGCUGAAUUAUCGAUUGAUUUUACACAGAGUAAGAAAGUCGCGAGAACGAAUAUGAAAAUACAAAAGAUGCUUGUUUAUUAAUUUCGGUUAGUAAUCUUCACACAGGGGUAAUAUUUCAUUUCGAGAUUUCACACACUCCAUUUAAUAACUUGUAAUAGGUUUACUGGAAAGCAAUUUUAUCGUUUCGUAUUUGUAUAAUGAAUGAAAAAUAUUUUUCAUAGCCGUUUAAAGCAUUCAACUUUAAUCUACUUAUCGUUAGCGUCUAAUUUUUGUUGGAUUUACAUUGUAAUAUGUUCCUUAUCGUUUUCUUUCGAUUUAUAAGCGUUACAACUACUUUUUCUUCUCCUUGCGAGGGGUGAAUCAAUGUAUUAAAUGUUUGUAAUAAUCAUUGAAGAUUAAGUCAAAUUUACAGACCAUUACAAAAUAAGGUCGCACUCCUAGAUACAGUACAACAUAUGUAAUAUACGUGUAUUAAAGUUUUUCGUUAAAUAUAAAACUAUUCGCGGGAUUUAAUUUCAUCAUAUCGAUUCCUUUCCUUUCGCAAAAGAAUUUUCGUCAUUUGGUACAAGCAUGAUAUAUUUCGAAUUGCACUUAAUCACAGAAUAGUAAUUACAUAUUACUUACGUGAUUUAAUGUGUAGAUCAUCGUUUACCGUUUCUUUCAUUUCAGCAUAGACUCUUGCUGAUUAGAUAAUAAAUUUUAGUCCCACAAUUCACCAACGAAACUUGAUUUUGCCACUGAAAAUGCGUUUAAUCAGAUAUUAAGUAUUAUGUAACGUUGAGAAUUCUGUUGAACCAAUUUUGAAAUGAUAACACACAGGAUAAAUUUUGCGAAAAAGAUCUGUUUAAAAUGUAAAUGGUAUAUAUCUCACUGUAUAAUAUAUGUAUAUACAAUUAAUAUUUAUACAAGGUCAGUUUGUCGGUCUUAUUUUGCUUUAAACGAAUUUUCAAUUAUUCAUAUUAUAUGUAUAUCAUACAUAAGUGGGCUGAAUCAGACGCUACAAUAUGAUGGGAACAUCAGGAUAGGGUAUAAGGUAGACAUUCACAGACACUGGGGAAUUUUAUAGAUAUAUUUAUUGAGUAUCUUAUAGUGUAAGAGUAUAGAAUAUGUUUCUUAUAUUAAAUAUUACAUGAUAAUGUGUAUAUGUAUAUAUAUAUAUAUAUAUUUAUAUAUAUUGUAGUGUAAAAUAAACUCGUGUAUAUAAGAAUAUUUACAUAAUAAUAAUAAUUAUAAAUAUUUACAUUUAAAUUAUGAAAAAAUUGUUUAUAUAAUACGCGUGUACAAUCUCUGCAAUGGUAAACCUUGCAAUCGUAGGUAUGUUGACUAUUGCAGACAUUGAAAUCGUGAGAUUCUUAUUAGGAAAUUUCGGGGGGGGGGGAUUAGGAUUUGGAAAGAUUGAAAUAAUGAUUUUUUCUGUAAAUCAAAGUAUAAUGGGUACGAAGAAGGAGGAGGAGGAGGAGAGAGAGAGAGAGAGAGUGAGAGAGAGCUAUAAUCAGAUAUAGCUAGUAUCGUGGAUAGUGUAGUUGUCUAGCCAAGAUUAAAUAUCGCUUCCGAACUGUAUCAUGCAGAUAUUUUCCUCUACGAACAUUUAUCGCAUUUUUUUCAAUUACUUCUUUUUUCUUCUUAUUUUUAUUUUUAUUUGUAUUUUUUUAUUUGUUUAUUUUUUUUUUUUUGAAUCGUUUAAAAUCCACAACAUUAACAGAGCAAAAUAUAAUUAAUUAUAUAUGUAUGGUAUUAUAUUAUAUAUAUGUACAAAAAUUCGACGCAACUCGCUUACACAUCACAUGUAUAAUAGAUUUUUGCCUGAUUGUUCUGAAGAAAAUUUUGAGAAGAAGAUCAGAAUGGCAGAAAAAAAAGGAAA